This is a messenger RNA of Chionomys nivalis (European snow vole), 1116 nucleotides long. RefSeq names its product arginine vasopressin receptor 2 (gene Avpr2). Gene Ontology annotation, biological process: positive regulation of vasoconstriction; G protein-coupled receptor signaling pathway; regulation of systemic arterial blood pressure by vasopressin. Gene Ontology annotation, cellular component: membrane. NCBI's taxonomy places the organism in Eukaryota, Metazoa, Chordata, Mammalia, Rodentia, Cricetidae. The record is from RefSeq and is a predicted model, not a curated record. Bases 1 to 1116 code for a protein of 371 amino acids. Gene Ontology annotation, molecular function: vasopressin receptor activity; peptide binding. The transcript is spliced from 3 exons.
AUGCUCCUUGUGUCCACCAUAUCCGCUGUGCCUGGGCCUUUUUCGCCCCUUAGCUCUCCCAGCAACAGCAGCCAGGAGGAGCUACUGGAUGACCGAAACCCAUUGCUAGUCCGGGCUGAACUGGCCCUGCUUUCUACCAUCUUUGUGGCUGUGGCUUUGAGCAAUGGCUUGGUGCUGGGAGCCCUAAUACGACGGGGCCGGCGUGGACGCUGGGCACCCAUGCACGUCUUCAUCAGUCAUUUGUGCCUAGCUGACCUGGCUGUGGCUUUGUUUCAAGUGCUGCCCCAGCUGGCUUGGGAUGCCACUGACCGCUUCCAUGGCCCUGAUGCCCUGUGUCGGGCCGUCAAGUACCUGCAGAUGGUGGGCAUGUAUGCCUCCUCCUAUAUGAUCCUGGCCAUGACGCUAGACCGCCAUCGCGCCAUCUGCCGCCCUAUGCUGGCAUACCGCCAUGGAGGUGGGGCUCGCUGGAACCGGCCAGUGCUGGUGGCCUGGGCCUUCUCACUCCUUCUCAGCCUGCCUCAGCUCUUCAUUUUUGCUCAACGAGAUGUGGGAAAUGGCAGUGGAGUGUUUGAUUGCUGGGCCAGAUUUGCAGAGCCCUGGGGCCUUCGUGCCUACGUCACCUGGAUUGCCUUGAUGGUGUUUGUAGCACCUGCCCUGGGUAUUGCUGCCUGCCAGGUUCUUAUCUUCCGAGAGAUUCAUGCCAGUCUGGUGCCAGGGCCAUCUGAGAGGGCAGGGAGGCGCCGCAGAGGGCACCGGACAGGCAGUCCCACCGAGGGAGCCCAUGUGUCAGCAGCCAUGGCCAAGACUGUGAGGAUGACAUUGGUGAUCGUGAUCGUCUACGUGCUGUGUUGGGCACCCUUCUUCCUUGUGCAGCUGUGGGCAGCGUGGGACCCAGAGGCUCCUCUGGAAAGACCUCCCUUUGUGCUGCUCAUGCUGCUGGCUAGCCUUAACAGCUGUACCAACCCCUGGAUCUAUGCUUCCUUCAGUAGCAGCAUCUCAUCAGAGCUGCGGAGCCUGCUUUGCUGUGCUCAGAGGCACACCACACCCAGCCUGGGGCCUCAAGAUGAGUCCUGUGCCACGGCCAGCUCUUCUCUGACCAAGGAUACACCCUCCUGA